AUGGAAAGUGAGAGUUUAGACAAUGAAAUUUCGACAACAGCGACAACCCCAACGCGAGUUUGGAAGCUGAAACGCUACGGUCGUUUUCUUCCACACGGUAAAGUAAAGGCCUCAGGUCGCGGCUGCGCGUGGAAGAUUUUUGACUCCAGUGACAGCGCUGAGAAGCUGGAGUUGAAUAUUUUGGACUCUGCUCAUCUGCUGGUGUCUCAAGGCCAGGAGCUUUUGGAGGGCUUUUCUUUACUUAAUUCACAAAGCUUCCUGAAAGUCCAGCACAAAUCAGACAGCCUCCUGUUCAACAUUACAGUAAAGGGAGAGAGCCGUUUGAUCAGACUGCAGUUUGAUGGCAGCAGUCGUGCAGAAGCUGCAGAUUUCUGUGCUGAAGCAGUCGAGAGGCUGAAGGAUCAUGUACGUGUUCAAGAACACAUGACCACACGUUCAUCUGCUGCUAAAUCCACCCCUGAACAACCUGGACCCUCCCCACAAGAGCCGCAGACCCCUCAAGAUGAUGAGCCACAGGCGGCCCCUGACCUUUCUAUGGAAUCACUGUCAAUCAAACAGCUUUCUCAGUAUUUCCUGGGUGAGAGUAAGAUGUCUCUGCCGGUGGCGUAUCAUCAGUCCACACUGCCUCCUGGAGACAUGGAGCAGCUACUGCGUCUCUGUCUGCUAGACUCCAGCUUUCCGUCGUUUGUUGAGGAGGUGGAGAAAAAGCUCCGAGAGAUCGUUCAAGAAUGAGGAUGCGUGUCGCUGGAAAACGCCUGGAGCGGCUCCUCUGCUUGGAUAUGUCCGUAUGGUCGGGAUAUGCGGUUGGUGAUCUGGAGACCAGAAACGGGAAGGACUCGGUGAACUUGUUUUU
Messenger RNA from Triplophysa rosa, 853 nucleotides. It is a transcript of the gene rec114, whose product is annotated as REC114 meiotic recombination protein. The record is from RefSeq and is a predicted model, not a curated record. The coding region runs from base 1 to 732 and encodes 243 amino acids. The transcript has 7 exons. NCBI's taxonomy places the organism in Eukaryota, Metazoa, Chordata, Actinopteri, Cypriniformes, Nemacheilidae.